AUGUCCACCUUGUCAGUUGAACCAGGUCACAAGACGGAUCGCCAACAGUAUCGAAGCCUUUUAAAGAAGAUGUGCAUGCCUGUUGUGAGAGGUCCUGAGAACAGACAUGGCUUUGCCAGCUUUGAAGAGAAAAACAGUAAUUCUUUCCUUAAAUUCAAUCCAUUCACCCCUCCAGUAGGGCCAGAUUACCCUUUAUUCCCGCACCGGGAUGAUGUGCCUUUAGUGGAUCCCUGCUCAGGUUUUGUGAGUCCAGGAGCAGAUGCUGACCUGCAGCCCAAUGUUGGAAGAGCUAUUGAAUCCCUGGUGGACUACAGUGAUGUGAAACCUCACCAGCAGAUCCCUGUUACGGGAAAGAGAGGCCAGACUGCCCACAGGAGGCAGAUGAUCCUCCUGGAGGAAACCAGCCAGAACAGAAGGUGGAACUCCAGGGCUGUGCCGGCUGUUUCUGUCAGGGCACGACUCGGAGGUUGGAGAACUCCAGUGAAAGUUGCUGCUGCUCUACCUGACCAACACCGUAUUGUUACAUUUUGUAUGGAUCCCAAUCUCAAGGAAUCAAGUGAUCCUUCUGCAAGGUGGAGAGAAGAAAAAGCAAGAGACUAUUUCUACAAGUCAAAUACUCAAAAAGCUUAUGAAGAAGUUCCUUGGGAUAAUAUAUUACCUUCCAAAAUCCAGGCUCCAGAAUCAACAGUGGAAGUGUUGGCUGAUCCUGUUUCCCAGUGUUUCACAAAAAAGAGAUACAAUCCUGAACCUGAAAUAAGCCAAGUUGUCGGAGUCCUCUGGGACAGAUUUCAAACAAGAUCUUUUACCUCUCCACAGAGACCUGUUAGUUUUGUAAGCCGAAGCUCUCAAACCUGUCAUAUCCCUUUGUAUACUGGCUGUGUUGGUGCAGUAAAUCUUGAAGACGUUGACAAUGCUGAUGUAGACUUAAUUCCACUUAACCAUGUGAGAACUUCAAAGCCUCGCUACACAAGGACUGCACACACUCCAAAUAUCCCUGGAUACACUGGCAAGGUUCAUUUUUCAGCAACCCACCCAGCAAAUUCUAAUCUUCCAUCAACAACCCCAUCGAUAAUUGCACAACUGCAUGGAUACAUAGCAAAACACGGAAACUCAUCUCAGUAUAAUCACCAGGGACCUUUUUCUCAAAUGGUGACUCCAGUUAGUCCUCAGAAUUCUUUCAACAAGAGAGAACGAGAAACUAUUACAGUUUAG
Messenger RNA from Charadrius vociferus (killdeer), 1212 nucleotides. RefSeq names its product chromosome unknown open reading frame, human C7orf72 (gene SPMIP7). The transcript has 9 exons. Lineage: Eukaryota; Metazoa; Chordata; Aves; Charadriiformes; Charadriidae. The coding region runs from base 1 to 1212 and encodes 403 amino acids. The record is from RefSeq and is a predicted model, not a curated record.